UUCAUCACAUGUUAACAUUAAGUCUGGCCCCAUCGAUGCUGAUGUAUUAUGGAUGCAACCUAAACAUGUUUCAGAACAUGUUUGGAAUGGGGAAGAAGAUAGGAAAUUACAUAUCAGACGAGCUGUCCCCACGUAUCAAGGGGAAGAACAAAUUCCUGAGCAAAUUUUUCCUUUUCUUCUACAAUCUGGUUUCGCUUGGAUUAUCAAGAUGGGGUACUUAAAAAUAAAUGCCUCAUUAAUUAGUGCUCUGAUAGAAAGAUGGAGGCCGGAAACACAUACCUUUCACAUGAGAUGCGGAGAAUGUACUAUUACUCUCCAAGACGUCUCUGUAUUGUUAGGUAUAAGUGUGGAUGGUUUACCAUUAAUCGGUCCAACAAAUCUUGAUUGGGCUGAUUUAUGUGAGGAAUUAUUGGGAGUCAGACCACAAGAAGAUGAAAUUAGAGGUAGUGUGGUGAAAUUAAGUUGGCUGGCUCACCAUUUUGCCCAAAUAAAUAAUGACGACGACGAAGAACAAGUACGAAGGUUUGCCCGUGCAUGGAUAUUGAGAUUCAUUGGAGGUGUCUUGUUCGUUGAUAAAAGCAGUAACAAAGUUUCGCUAAGAUACCUUCAAUUUUUACGUGACUUUGAAGAAUGUGGCAGAUAUGCAUGGGGAGCUGCCGUACUUGGUUUUCUAUACAGAGAGAUGUGCAAUGCCACCGAUUAUAAAACUAAAUCAAUCGGAGGUAUGUGCAUCUUACUACAAAUGUGGGCAUGGGAACGAUGUCCAACCUUGGCUCCAAAGAGGACUCCUUCCCAAGUAGAAAAUACACCACUGGGGCAUAGGUGGCUGCGACGUGGAAACCAACAUAUCGGCAAUGAUGAUGUGAGAGUUUUUCGUCGCAAGUUAGAUAUUAUGAAACGUCAUGAGUUUGUGUGGGAGCCGUACCCAUCAACCGUAAUAUCACUGUUGCCUCCCGUUUGUUUAGUCGGAAGUCUCGCGUGGUACGCGGUGGUGCCACUAAUUUGUUUCCAAGUUAUUGAGUGGCACCAACCGGACAGAGUAUUGAGACAAUUUGGGAUGCAACAGCCAAUUCCAGAGUCUCCUUCACAACCCUUAAACAUUCAUGGCAUAACAUUGAAAGGGAAACAUGACGAAAAUUGGGGGCAAUUGUUCGCCCCAAUGAUUGAUCAGUGGAAUAAUCGCCAUGCAUUUAGGGUCGACGCUUAUCCCCGACAAGAAGGCCUAUUGAGUUUUAACUCGGACUACAUGGUCUGGUAUAGGCGAAAGACAAAGAUGUUUGUUGACCCAGCAAAUGCAAAGACGGCUACAUUGGGUGAAGUUGCGGAGGCAUUACAAUACAUGGUGUCUCCUCAAGGGAGGAAUACAUGCACAUUUGAUGAUCUCGUGCCUUAUGUGGAAAAAAUUACAAUUUUAUCCGAAGAGCAAGAGAGAGUCACUGAGCCAGUGUCACAUGGUCCCGCAUCAGAGCGUCAAUUUCCUGCACAACAGUUUCACAUGCUUCAGUCAAGUAUUGAAACUCAGGGGAUAGACAGAAGAAGGGACAUUGUUGAAGCGGAAGAAUAUUCCCAACAAAUGGCGGAGCGUGGCCAUGGAAUGUAUUACACGCCACAAACAUUUGCUGAGUAUCCGACCCAGAUGUAUCAAUAUCCUUUUCAGGGUCAUCACACUCAUACUUCUGCAAGCCAGCAAUCCUUUGUCCCGCCAAAACGAAAAGGAAAAGCUGAAAUGGGGUGGGAGUGUCUCGCCAGUCCUGUGGACGAGACCCAGGCUACGUGGGCCAUAUCGCCAGUCCGACUGGCGGCUUCAGCUGGGUGUGUCGCCGUUCCCAUUGGCGACACCCUCCUCUCUCCAUCAGCUGGGUGUGUCGCCGUUCCCAUUGGCGACACCCUCCUCUCUCCAUCCUACGUGGCCAUAUCUCGCCACUGCUACUGGCAAUACACCCUUCUCUCCUCCUUUGCCGCCACUGGCAAUGGCGGGUUGAGCCAUGCCGCCAGUGGCAAUGGCGGUUUCCUCCACAAAACAAACCCCCUCCGUUAUUUGUUUUGA
Molecule: messenger RNA, 2047 nt
Organism: Glycine soja
Lineage: Eukaryota; Viridiplantae; Streptophyta; Magnoliopsida; Fabales; Fabaceae
Product: serine/threonine-protein phosphatase 7 long form homolog
Exons: 5
Coding region: 53-2047 (664 amino acids)
Biological process (GO): meristem maintenance; meristem development
Source: RefSeq, a predicted model, not a curated record